This is a messenger RNA of Hyposmocoma kahamanoa, 1188 nucleotides long. Its product is annotated as odorant receptor 4-like. Gene Ontology annotation, molecular function: odorant binding; olfactory receptor activity. The record is from RefSeq and is a predicted model, not a curated record. The coding region runs from base 1 to 1188 and encodes 395 amino acids. Gene Ontology annotation, cellular component: plasma membrane. Gene Ontology annotation, biological process: detection of chemical stimulus involved in sensory perception of smell; sensory perception of smell. Lineage: Eukaryota; Metazoa; Arthropoda; Insecta; Lepidoptera; Cosmopterigidae. The transcript has 7 exons.
AUGUCAGAACUGCCUAAGGACGGAAAUUUACUGUUUGAUAAAUAUUUGCGGAAAAUUGAUUAUGCAUUUCGUUGGAGCGGCUUGCAUUUGAGAAACCGCGAUGAUUACAAUAUGAAGAAAGCAAGAUUUUUGUAUUGGUUUAAUUCUUUUUGGCUAAACAAAGAGAUCGUGGGAGGUAUUUGUUUUAUUGCAAAAGGAGCAGCAAAUGGAGGACUGGUUUCUAUGACCCACACAGCACCUAGCAUCACUCUGGCUCUUUUAAGCAACAUUAGGUCUUUAUCAAUUAUGUGGCAUCAUGGCUAUGUGGACAAACUGGUCUUUAAAUUGAGAGAACUAGAAACCAAGACCGAUUUGAACAAUAAUGAUAACAAAACAUAUGUCGAACGUCCAAUCGAAUUUUUACAUUUUGUAUUAAAACUAUCAGGAUUCUUCAACUGGCUCUUGAUAUUAGCGUUUCCAUUAAUGCCGCUCUCUAUAUCGGUCUAUAAUUACUUGGUAUUGAAGAAAGUGGAAUUGGUACUACCAUUUCUCAUCUCGUAUCCAUUUGAUGCGUAUGAUAUAAAAAUAUACCCGUUUGUCCUGCUCCACAAUAUUUACAGUGAAUCUUUCUAUUACAUCUGCACUACUUUUAUCGUAGUUCAGUUCAAGCUUCUACAACAAGAAAUAAAAGUAAUAAUCCCAAAAAAGAGUGGUAAUAGAGGGGGGAAACAGAACGUGGACAAAGUAUUUCAAAUGAAGAUAAUGGAGUUGGUUAAAUGGCAUCAGGCGCUCAUGGAUGCCGUGGCAAUAUUAGAGACAAUCUAUUCAAAGUCGACACUAUUCAACUUUGUGUCCAGUUCAGCUAUGAUUUGCCUUGCUGGGUUUAAUAUUACGAUGAUUGAUAAUGUGGCUUUCAUUAUAAUGUUCCUUGCUCUUCUCUGCCUCUCUUUGGUGCAGAUAUUCUUAUUCUGUUUCUUCGGAGAUACGAUUAUCAGAUCAAAUCUGGAAGUGAGUGAUGCUGUGUACAACUGUAAUUGGUACUUAACAAGUGCCAAGAAGGCCAAAAUGCUUCAUUAUUUACAGAUGAGGGGGCAUAGACCAUGUAAAUUGACUGCAUACGGUUUUGCCGAUGUCAAUAUGAUAGCUUUUUCUAAGAUCAUGAACUCGGCUUGGUCUUACUUCGCACUUCUGAAAACUGUUAACAAAUAA